AUGUCCUCAACACCUGCAAAAUUUCAAUUUUCCUUGGCACUUUUGAAGCCUGACCUGUGUGCAAAUCCUGCUUUGAUUCCUUUAAUCUUGAAUUCCCUCAAAAACAAGAACUUCAAGAUAUUAGGAGAACGCAGGCUAUUAUGGAAUCAAUCCCAUGCUGAGAAAUUUUACGCCGAGCAUCGUGCUCGAAAUUUUCUUUACCAUAAACUAUUCGCCGCUCUCCUGAUUAAACUCUUUUUCUUUUCAAGUGGUCCUUUCGUGUCAUUAAUACUUUCGAAACCUAACGCUAUUCGUGAAUGGCGCGAACUGAUCGGUCCCACUCAUCCUUUCAGAGCAAGAAUAAAUUCGCCCAACACCCUGAGAGCUUUGUACGGCCUAACGGAUACUAGAAAUUCCUUUCACGGUUCAG
This is a messenger RNA of Acaulospora morrowiae, 409 nucleotides long. The record is from the annotation of a GenBank genome assembly. NCBI's taxonomy places the organism in Eukaryota, Fungi, Glomeromycota, Glomeromycetes, Diversisporales, Acaulosporaceae.